Oikopleura dioica is the source of this 1929-nucleotide messenger RNA. Lineage: Eukaryota; Metazoa; Chordata; Appendicularia; Copelata; Oikopleuridae. The record is from the annotation of a GenBank genome assembly.
AUGAAAAUUUCCCCGCUGCUCUUCGGAGCGGCCAUGGCCCGCAACAAAGGUCCAAUGUGGGAGUACGACGAAGAAGACCUCCCUCCCACCGGCAAAACAAUCCGAAUCAAGUCAGGAAGCUCCUUCGAAAUCGACUACCUCGCGCCAUCUGAGGAGGAAGAAUCCUUCAUCUUUUUCGUUGACGCGGAAAACAUCGAUGCCGCCGCACAUAAAUUCAAAUCAUCGGAAAAUGUGCUCGUGGAAGCAAUGUACAAAAUCACACCUGAUAGCUUUGGAACCCCCUUUGAUGCCGAAAUUGCAGAAUCAGAAGCGUCAAUUGACCGAGAACAGGAGAAAAUUAAGCUUUCAGAUCAUUCCGCCGGCUAUUAUAUCAGCGUUUUGAAGAACAAAGAAACAAAAAAGAUCAAGACUGAUGACGUCGUCGACGUUCACGUGGUCGAGGGUUGUUCCAUCAAAGCUUCUUGGGACCACGACAUCGAAUGGGAAAAGUUCGGCUGGCACGAGUCUGGCGGCAGUCUGUCUUUCAACCCUGUAGGCUUUAAUGAAAACGACGUCUUCGCUCGUUGUGAGUUUCCAUCUACUCCAGCUAGCAGUCUCCGCUGGAAAGACUCUGAUGUUCAAGGUGCAAACUUGAUCGAACGAACAGUGCCUUCUGGAAAGACUCAUUUUGACUCGAGCUUCCUUGAAUGUGAAUUGUUGGACAGAGAGUAUGAUGAAGAUGAAUGUUCUGUUGUCCAGACCAAGUCGCAAAUUCUCAUUCCGCCGAUGAAGAGUCAAUACACUGAGGACGUAUUUGCUGAUGAUGCUCACAAAGUUUGGCACUAUGUUGAUUCAACCUCAGACUACCAAAAAGUCCACUUCACGUGCCCUCUUGACAUCUACGCGAAAAACGUGAGAUUGGUCUCCUUUAUCAAUGGAAACCUGUAUGAAUCUGAUGACUUCAAGCAAGUUUCAAAUGCCCUUCCUGAUGUUGCCGAGGAUUUGGAGCCAGAAACAGAUGAGCUGAUGGUAUUUGAAACGACUCUCGAUGGAUAUGAAAUCACUUUGGAUAUGGCAGGAAGAGCUGAUGGAGUCGCUGAAUUCCGAUGCAAAUAUUCAGAUGAAGACGAUUUGAUGGGCUAUUCUCAGCCGCAUGUUAUUGUCAAAUCCCCCGAGGCAAAUCCAGACAUCGCCACUCUCGAAGUCUCGGGUUCCUGGGGCUCUGGAAUCGCCACCGAAAAUCACGUGAUUUCCGUCACUUCUGAACUUGUCAACAUUGCUUCCUGCAGCCAAAAUGCUCCCGGUUAUCCAGCAGAAUUGUCGAUUAAAUUCCACAAAGACGGACACGAUUACUAUACCCCUCUUCCUGGCGUCAACAAACAUUCAAUUUCUGUCAAUCGAGAUGUACCCGUCGACUUUGACCUGACAACUGUAUCCUGCGUCGUCUCAUCUGGAAACGAGACGAAAGAAAUCGAACUCGGUACGCUCAAUGUCAUGCAUGAGCCCGAAAACGUCAUGAUUUUCCAAACGCCGGAGCAAUUCAAAUGUACUGCAGAGUACUCUCAAUAUGACACUGUCACUGCUUCUCUUACCCUGAACAGAAACGUCAAACAACAAAUGGAAAAUGGCGAGGCAGUUUUCAAUCGAAACAGUUUUACUGAAGAAGAACUUUCGAAGAUUUACUCAACUGGUGCCAAAUGUGUCGUCACGAGUGAAAAUUUUGAAGGAAAAUGGGAAUCGGAAGUAUUGAGCUACAAUAUUGAUCCAGAAGUAAUUGACACAAUCAAAAACAACCCCUUGGGCUUCCUGGCCAUGACUUUCUUUGCCGCCCUCGCCGUCAUCGGAAUCUGCGUCUACAUGCCCAAAAACGAGCCCCCACAGUACAAACAGACCGCCACGGAAGUCGACGACGAAGAUCCGCUUCACAACUCAAAAUCUGAACUUGCAUAG